GCCUCGGACUUCUCACACAGUCGCCAGCAUGAGAGCCUCCACUGGAUUCUCUCUUCUUGCUUCACUUCUGGGGGUUUGUCUCGCUGCUUCCAAUGGGAAACGGGAUGACAGUACAGAGUCGUUCGACCUGUUCGCGGGAACUGAUGCCCAGGAUGCGAAAUUCGAGUCGUCGGCUUCGGACAUGCAGUACACUUUGUCUGGAGGUAUCCCGUAUCCGAACCCUUUCUUCUUCGACAGGUUAGGAACGACUGGACCGGUUCUCCUGCAAGCUACCAACCUCAUCGAACAGCUGGCGCAUUUUGUUCGUGAACGAGUGCCCGAGAGAACGGUGCAUGCCAAGGGAGCAGGUGCCCAUGGGUAUUUCGAAGUCACUACCGACAUUGGGGCCCAAUACAGUUCAGCCGCCUUUCUUUCCGAGGUUGGAAAGCGUACACCUGUUACUGGCCGCUUCUCCACCAUUGCCGGCAACCUAGGGAACCCAGAUAACGUCCGUGACUUGCGUGGAUUGGCAUUCAAGUUCCGCACAGAAGAGGGUAUACUCGACUGGGUUUUCUUGAAUCACCCGGUGUUCUGGAUCCGCGAUCCGACUAAGUUCCCUCACUUCAUCCAUUCCCAAAAACGUAACCCGCAAACCCAUCUCACCGACCACAACAAUUUCUGGGACUUUUUGUCGGCAAACAACGAAAGUAUCUACCAGGUCAUGCGAACGAUGACCGAUCUAGGGACACCUUAUGGUUUCAGACACAUGAAUGGGUUUGCGGGAAACACUUUCCGUGCCGUCAAGGAUGAUGGAACAUGGAGCUACAUCAAAAUCUCUGCCUAUAGCGAUCAAGGCAUCAAGAACAACACCCAGGAUGAGUCUACUCUCCAAGCCGGCAUUAACCCCGACUUCGGUAUCCAGGACCUCUUCGAGAAUAUCGAGGCCGGGAACUAUCCCAGUUGGACGUUCUACUGGCAGAUCAUGGAUCCGAAGACGGCAGAGACCUUCAGAUAUAACAUCUUUGACCUUACGAAGGAGUGGCGGACAGAUGUCGUACCACUGCAAGAGAUUGGCCGCUUGACCUUGACCCAGAACCCGACGAACUACUUCCAAGAAGUCGAACAGAUCGGAUUCGAUCCUGCGCAGAUGCCUUCUGGUCUUGAGCCCACCGAAGACCCUAUGCUUCAGGCUCGUCUCUUUGCCUACGGAGAUGCCCAGAGGUAUCGCAUUGGGAUAAAUCACAAACAGCUUCCCAUCAACGCGCCGAUUAACCCAGUCGCAAACUUCCUUCGUGAUGGUGCCAUGGCGUUCAACAAUCAGGGAAGGCGGCCAGACUAUAUGUCGACCAUCGACCCCAUCCAGGUCGAGGCCCGCCCUUACAACGACGACAACCACACCAUCUGGACUGGGGGCGCCGUUAAGUACGUCAGCACGCCGUCCGAGAUCGACUUUGACCUGCCCAGGAUCUUCUGGGCGAACCUCACUACACAGGAUCAGGACAACCUCGUUUACAACGUCAUCGGACAUCUCGGUCAAGCUAACAACGACGUCGUUAAGUCGAGAAUGUUGGGCAUAUUCGCGCACGUUAACCAGACUCUGGGAGAGAGGAUCGCAGCCGGGAUCAACAUGACCCUUCCCUCGACUAACUCGAGCUCUUCGGAUCCUACUGGUACGAGUUCUGCGAAUGCGACCGCUACUAGCGUUAUCUCGAACAACCCAAGCCUUGGGAACGAGACAUCGUCUAUCUAAGCUUCACUAUCUCCACGCAGUAGGGACGCGGAUGGUUUUGACUUGAUUUCAUGAUUUAUACCGCAUUUAUUUCGUUCCAGCUUCUUUUUAUUGCGAGGUUUGAAUAUCCCUGGGCCGUUCACGUAACGAAUUCACGAAUAUUUCACGUGCAUGUAGAUGUACGGUUUUUUCCUCUUCUUUCAUAAUACAUGUUUCUUGGACCUCUGAGUAUCAACCUCAAGUUCGUUCAGCUUUGUGCUUAGACUUGGAGCGUAACAAAUAGGCCGCAUAUCUAUCAGUUGGUCUACACUGUCCGUGGCCGGUUUUAUGAACAACGACUGAUUUCACCGCGCUCUCAGCAGUGUCCCAUGUAAAUCCGUCGUCCCUCCCGCCUUCGGGUUCAACUACUU
This is a messenger RNA of Stereum hirsutum FP-91666 SS1, 2118 nucleotides long. Its product is annotated as catalase-domain-containing protein. Gene Ontology annotation, molecular function: heme binding; catalase activity. Gene Ontology annotation, cellular component: cytoplasm; mitochondrion; peroxisome. Gene Ontology annotation, biological process: response to hydrogen peroxide; hydrogen peroxide catabolic process. Bases 29 to 1729 code for a protein of 566 amino acids. The transcript has 17 exons. NCBI's taxonomy places the organism in Eukaryota, Fungi, Basidiomycota, Agaricomycetes, Russulales, Stereaceae. The record is from RefSeq and is a predicted model, not a curated record.